CCUCCUCCGGCCCCGGCCCCGGCCCCGACCCCGACCCGGCCACUCCGCGCUCCCCGGCCCGGCCCGGCCUCGCCUCGGACACCUCGCUCCGACAUGCCCCGCUCUGGCGGCGGCCGGGCUCGCGGAGGAUCAUGACUGCGGCAGCGAACUGGGUGGCGAACGGGGCGAGCCUGGAGGAUUGUCACUCCAACCUCUUCUCGCUGGCUGAACUCACGGGAAUCAAAUGGCGUAGGUACAAUUUUGGAGGGCAUGGGGACUGUGGACCCAUAAUUUCAGCCCCAGCCCAGGAUGAUCCAAUCCUGUUAAGUUUCAUCCGCUGUCUGCAAGCCAACCUGCUGUGUGUAUGGCGUCGUGAUGUCAAACCAGAUUGCAAGGAGUUAUGGAUAUUCUGGUGGGGAGAUGAACCCAACCUAGUGGGUGUUAUACAUCAUGAACUGCAGGUUGUGGAAGAAGGACUCUGGGAAAAUGGCCUUUCCUAUGAAUGUAGGACGCUGCUCUUCAAAGCGAUCCACAAUCUGUUAGAAAGGUGCCUAAUGGAUAAGAACUUCGUUAGGAUUGGGAAGUGGUUUGUCCGACCUUAUGAAAAGGAUGAGAAGCCAGUUAACAAAAGUGAGCAUUUGUCCUGUGCUUUCACAUUCUUUCUUCAUGGGGAAAGUAACGUAUGCACCAGCGUGGAGAUUGCCCAGCACCAGCCCAUCUACUUGAUCAACGAGGAACACAUACACAUGGCUCAGUCUUCCCCCGCACCAUUUCAAGUACUGGUAAGUCCUUACGGCUUAAAUGGCACGCUGACGGGCCAUGCGUACAAGAUGUCCGACCCCGCCACCCGCAAGCUCAUUGAGGAGUGGCAGUACUUUUACCCGAUGGUGCUGAAAAAGAAGGAGGAAUUGAAAGAGGAGGAAUUGGGAUAUGAUGAUGAUUUCCCUGUGGCAGUUGAAGUAAUUGUUGGUGGUGUUCGGAUGGUCUACCCUUCAGCUUUUGUUUUGAUCUCUCAGAAUGACAUCCCAGUUCCUCAGAGUGUUGGAAGUUCUGGGGGCCACGUUACAGUUGGGCAACCGGGCGUUGGUAGCGUAAAGGAUCCAAGUAACUGUGGCCUGCCUCUGACCCCUCCCACCUCUCCAGAGCAGGCCGUCAUAGGUGAGAGUGGAGGUACUCAGAGUGCUGCUAGUCACCUAGGUUCCCAAGAUGGGGGGAUGAUAACUAUGCACAGUCCAAAGAGAUCGGGGAAGAUUCCUCAAAAACUCCACAAUCAUAUGGUCCAUCGAGUCUGGAAGGAAUGCAUCCUCACCAGAAGACAGUCCAAGAGGAGCCAAAUAUCAACUCCAACUCUUGAAGAAGAGCCGGCUAACAAUCCUGCCACUUGGGAUUUUGUGGACCCGACCCAAAGAGUUAGCUGUUCAUGUUCCAGGCAUAAACUUUUAAAACGUGCAACAGGACCCAAUCGAACUCCCACGAUAUCUCAGCCAGGGUUCAAUGCAGGACCAUCAUCAUCUUCAUCUUUACCACCUCCUGCUUCUUCAAAGCACAAAACAACGGAAAGACAGGAAAAAGGAGACAAAUUGCAAAAGAGACCAUUGAUCCCAUUUCACCACAGGCCCUCUGUGGCUGAAGAGUUAUGCAUGGAGCAGGAUACAGCAGGACAGAAGCUAGGGUUGGCAGUAGACUCCUCCCUAGAGGUGUCCAGCAGUAGGAAGCAAAUGGCCGUGCCUUCCAGAACUACGAGCAAGCAAAUGAAUCUGAAUCCUGAGGAUUCACCUCAUUCCCCUAUCUCCCCGUUGCCACCGACACUUAGCCCUCAGCCAAGAGGUCAGGAAACGGAGAGUUUGGACCCACCGUCUGUCCCUGUGAACUCAGCCCUCUAUGGAAACGGUCUGGAACUGCAGCAGCUGUCUACUCUGGAUGACAGAACUGUCCUCAUAGGCCAAAGACUGCCUCUCAUGGCAGAGGUCAGCGAGACAGCCUUGUAUUGUGGGAUCAGGCCCUCGAACCCAGAGUCAUCAGAGAAGUGGUGGCAUAGUUUUCGUCUCCCUUCCAGUGAUGAUGUUGAGUUCAGGCCUCCAGAGCUCCAGGGUGAGAGAUGUGAUGCCAAAAUGGAGGUGAACUCAGAGAGUACUGCAUUGCAAAGACUCUUAGCACAACCUAACAAACGGUUUAAAAUCUGGCGAGAGAAGCAGCCUCAGAUUCAGCCGCUCCACUUCCCCGACCCGCUGCCUCUCUCACAACAACCUGGAGAUGGCCUGGGAGAAGCCAAUGACCCCUACACCUUCGAGGAUGGUGACAUAAAGUACAUUUUCACAGCAAAUAAGAAAUGCAAACAAGGGGCAGAGAAAGAGUCUUUGAAGAAAAAUAAGUCAGAGGAUGGAUUUGGUACCAAGGAUGUCACUACACCAGGUCAUUCCACGCCGGUGCCUGAUGGGAAAAAUGCCAUGUCUAUUUUCAGUUCUGCUACUAAAACAGAUGUCCGGCAGGAUAACGCUGCUGGCAGAGCUGGCUCCAGUAGCCUUACACAGGUGACUGAUUUGGCACCUUCCCUUCAUGACUUAGACAACAUCUUUGAUAAUUCCGAUGACGAGGAGCUUGGGGCUGUGUCACCUGCACUGCGUUCAUCUAAAAUGCCUGCGGUUGGGACAGAAGACCGACCUCUGGGGAAGGAUGGAAGAGCUGCUGUUCCUUACCCACCAACAGUUGCAGACUUGCAAAGGAUGUUUCCCACUCCUCCAUCUCUGGAACAGCAUCCUGCAUUCUCUCCUGUGAUGAAUUAUAAAGAUGGGAUCAGCUCCGAGACAGUAACAGCAUUAGGCAUGAUGGAGAGCCCAAUGGUCAGUAUUGCUUCAACACAACUGACAGAAUUUAAAAUGGAAGUGGAAGAUGGUCUAGGCAGUCCCAAGCCAGAGGAAAUAAAGGAUUUUUCUUAUGUGCACAAAGUUCCACAAUUUCAACCUUUUGUGGGGUCCUCCAUGUUUGCUCCACUGAAGAUGUUGCCGAGCCAUUGCCUCCUACCUCUGAAGAUACCUGAUGCCUGUCUGUUUCGGCCUUCGUGGGCGAUUCCUCCUAAAAUUGAACAACUGCCCAUGCCCCCUACAGCCACUUUCAUUAGAGAUGGCUACAAUAAUGUGCCUAGUGUUGGAAGCCAAGCCGAUCCAGACUCUCUGAACACACCACAGAUGAGCACGCCGGUGACGCUGAGCAGCGUUGCUCCACCCAGCAGCAGUGGGGCAGGAGUCCUUCCAUCUCCAGCAACCCCUCGCUUCUCUGUCCCUACCCCACGUACCCCCAGGACCCCAAGAACUCCCAGAGGUGGGGGUACUGCCAGUGGUCAGGGAUCUGUGAAGUAUGACAGCACCGAUCAGGGGUCACCAGCCUCUACACCGUCUACAACACGGCCCCUCAACUCUGUGGAGCCUGCCACCAUGCAGCCAAUUCCUGAAGCCCACAGUCUGUAUGUCACCCUGAUCCUGUCUGAUUCUGUCAUGAAUAUCUUUAAAGACAGAAACUUUGACAGCUGUUGCAUCUGUGCCUGCAACAUGAACAUCAAAGGGGCAGAUGUCGGCCUUUACAUCCCUGACUCCUCCAACGAGGACCAGUACCGCUGUACCUGCGGCUUCAGUGCCAUCAUGAACCGCAAACUUGCCUACAAUUCAGGACUCUUCCUGGAAGAUGAGCUGGAUAUUUUUGGGAAGAACUCUGAUAUUGGUCAGGCUGCAGAGAGGCGCUUAAUGAUGUGUCAGGGCAUCUUUCUUCCUCAGGUGGAGGGAGCCAGAAAACCCCCGGAGCCACCCAAUAGCCUUCUCCUCCUCCUCCAGGAUCAACACACACAACCUUUUGCUUCUCUUAGUUUCUUGGACUACAUUUCUUCUAACAAUCGCCAAACUCUUCCCUGUGUAAGCUGGAGUUACGACCGGGUGCAAGCAGAUAACAAUGAUUACUGGACAGAAUGCUUUAACGCAUUGGAGCAGGGCCGGCAAUACGUGGAUAAUCCCACUGGUGGAAAAGUGGACGAAGCUCUUGUGAGAAGUGCCACUGUGCACUCUUGGCCUCAUAGCAAUGUGCUGGACAUCAGCAUGCUGUCCUCCCAAGAUGUGGUUCGGAUGCUGUUGUCCCUGCAGCCCUUUCUCCAAGACGCCAUCCAAAAGAAGCGUACGGGCAGGACCUGGGAAAACAUCCAGCACGUGCAGGGACCACUCACCUGGCAGCAGUUCCACAAGAUGGCAGGACGUGGGACCUACGGUUCAGAAGAAUCUCCUGAGCCAUUGCCCAUCCCCACACUGCUGGUGGGCUAUGACAAGGACUUCCUCACCAUCUCACCGUUCUCCUUGCCAUUUUGGGAGAGGCUGUUGUUGGACCCAUAUGCGGGCCAUCGUGAUGUUGCCUAUAUUGUGGUGUGUCCAGAAAAUGAGGCCUUGCUCGAAGGAGCCAAAACUUUCUUCAGGGACUUGAGUGCUGUAUAUGAGAUGUGCAGACUCGGGCAGCACAAGCCCAUCUGCAGAGUGCUGCGUGACGGGAUCAUGCGUGUGGGGAAGACCGUGGCACCGCAGCUCAACAAUGAGCUUGUGAGCGAGUGGUUUAACCAGCCGUGGAGCAGUGAGGAGAGCGACAAUCAUUCCAGACUCAAGCUCUACGCGCAAGUUUGCCGCCAUCACCUAGCACCUUACUUAGCCACUCUGCAGCUUGACAGCAGCCUGCUGACACCACCCAGGUAUCAGAACCCACCAGCAGCAGCACAGGGACAGACUGCGCCUGGGAAUGCUGGGCCUUUGGCUUCAAGUUCAGGAUCAGCUGCUCCCCCUGCUGGCAGUGCAUUUAAUCCCACCUCCAACAGUAGCAACCCUGCAGCAAGUAGUUCUGCAUCUGGGUCCUCUGGACCACCCGUCUCAUCAUCUACCUGUGUUCCGGGUAUUAACCAAAUCAGCACUACCUCCUCUUCAGGAUUCAGUGGUAGUGUUGGAGGACAGAACCCCAACGCUGGGGGCAGUUCCACGGAUAGAACCCCAGGGAACGUUGGCUGUGGUGGAGACACUGAGCCUGGGCAAAGCUCUUCUCAGCCCUCCCAGGACGGACAAGAAAGCGUUACGGAGAGGGAGCGAAUAGGCAUCCCCACAGAGCCUGACUCGGCAGACAGCCACGCCUACCCUCCCGCUGUCGUCAUUUACAUGGUGGACCCGUUCACCUACACCGCAGAGGAGGAUGCCACUCCCGGAAACUUCUGGGUGUUGAGCUUGAUGCGCUGCUAUGCAGAAAUGCUGGAUAAUUUACCUAAGCAUAUGAGAAAUUCUUUCAUUCUCCAGAUUGUGCCUUGCCAGUACAUGCUGCAGACAAUGAAGGACGAGCAAGUGUUCUACAUCCAGUACUUGAAGUCCAUGGCAUUUUCCGUGUACUGCCAGUGCAGGCGGCCGCUGCCUACACAGAUCCACAUUAAGUCCCUCACGGGGUUUGGGCCUGCAGCCAGCAUGGAGAUGAUUCUCAGGAACCCAGAACGGCCUAGCCCAGUCCAGAUUUACGCCCCUCCCUUUAUAUUGGCUCCAAUCAAAGACAAGCAGACAGAGCUGGGAGAGACGUUCGGUGAGGCGGGCCAGAAAUACAAUGUGCUGUUUGUGGGCUACUGUCUGUCUCAUGACCAGCGCUGGCUUUUGGCUUCCUGCACUGACCUCCAUGGGGAGUUAAUAGACACCUGCAUUAUAAAUAUUGCUUUACCAACCAGGAGCUCUUCCCCAUUUUAUUUUAUUCUUCUUUUUUUAAGGUUACGGAAGAGUAAAGUUUCUGUGCGUAAAUAUGGCCUCCAGAAGUUAUGGGACUGGUGCAUAGGGAUUCUCCAGGUGACAUCUAUACCCUGGAGAGUUGUGAUCGGCCGACUCGGCCGGCUUGGCCACGGGGAGCUUAAAGAUUGGAGUAUCCUCCUUGGAGAAUGUUCACUACAGACAAUCAGCAAAAAGCUCAAGGAAGUGUGCCGGCUGUGUGGAGUCUCUGCCGCAGACUCUCCUUCGAUCCUUAGUGCCUGCCUCGUUGCCAUGGAGCCCCAGGGGUCCUUUGUCGUGAUGCCAGAUGCUGUAACAAUGGGUUCUGUUUUCGGCCGAAGUACUGCACUGAACAUGCAGUCCUCUCAGCUCAACACCCCCCAAGAUGCUUCUUGUACACACAUCUUGGUGUUCCCAACAUCGUCCACCAUCCAGGUGGCUCCAGCCAAUUACCCCAAUGAGGAUGGAUUCAGCCCCAACAAUGAUGAUAUGUUUGUUGACCUUCCAUUCCCAGAUGAUAUGGACAAUGAUAUUGGCAUCUUAAUAACUGGGAACCUCCAUUCCUCUCCGAACUCCUCCCCCGUCCCCUCCCCAGGGUCUCCUUCUGGAAUUGGUGUGGGCUCACACUUCCAGCACAGCCGGAGUCAGGGUGAGCGUCUCCUUUCCAGAGAAGCCCCCGAGGAGCUCAAGCAGCAGCCCCUGGCCCUGGGCUAUUUUGUGUCAACUGCCAAAGCUGAGAAUCUCCCCCAAUGGUUUUGGUCAUCGUGUCCCCAGGCUCAGAACCAGUGUCCUCUCUUCCUGAAGGCUUCCCUGCACCAUCACAUUUCUGUAGCACAGUCAGAUGAACUCCUCCCUGCCAGAAAUUCUCAGCGGGUUCCACACCCUCUGGACUCCAAAACGACAUCGGAUGUUCUAAGAUUUGUUUUGGAGCAGUACAACGCCCUGUCGUGGCUCACGUGCAAUCCAGCCACCCAGGACCGUACUUCCUGCCUUCCUGUCCACUUUGUGGUGCUGACUCAGUUGUACAACGCCAUCAUGAAUAUACUUUAAUUGGAAAAGCACUUGUUCUCUCUGGUUCAGUUCCUUCUCCUGCAACCUCAGUGCAAGGAACCUGCUCCGCUCUUCAGAGACCCACGUCCUUUCCACAGCCCUGCAUCAUGAGUCCUCCACAGGCACAGUCCGUCCCUGCAGUGUCCGGUCCUCGGGGGACUCCAUGCCACUUCUCUUAUGGACCUGGAAACUUCCAUGAGCAGUGACUUCCAGCCAGUGUUGUGGUGAGGGCAGCUGCCGGCCACUGGUGGGCCAGAAACUUCCGAGGGAAAUUAAGGCAACGGUGUCCUUUUGCACAAGAGUCUGUGUGGUCAGCCUCUGUUAAAGAUGAGGGCCAUCCGGCCGCCGUGUGGAUGAAAUCCUCUCGUGAUUGGUGUCUGCCCGUGGGUUACCUGAACUCCAUGAGCUGGGACUUGGUAAACCAAGAACCAGCUCCAGUACCUGCUUCCACACUGGGACCUUUUUUCCCAGUGCUUCCGCCCACCCACCCAGAUGGGCACCUGCCUGGGGGAAGGCGGUCAUGGUCUGGUGACAGUUUCAGUUUAUUUAUUUGGAGUUGUUUUGCCACCACUUUUCCUAUGACUUUCCUUUCUUUUUUUUAAUUCAUGAGGACCAGGUACAGUAACUAAAACCCAACUCAAUCCACCGUAGGAUUCUCUGACUGAAUACCUCUGUCCCAGAAGCCAGAAAAGGAGUGAAAACAGGUCGGGGAGAUGAGGCCUAAGGACUAACACAUUGAGAACCACUCAGCAGUGGGCUUUGUCCAACAAGCUGCGUCCUCCAGGUUCUGCCGCGUGUGCUGGCACGCCCUCCCUUCCUGAGGUGGGGAGGCAGUCGGGCCUUGCCCGGGGCCGCAGAGGCAGGUCACUUCACUAGUUUUAUAUAGUUGCAAUGGAAAUCUAUUUUCUAGUGAAUUCUUAUUGAAAGCCGGGUCUCUCCUCUCAUUAGAUCAAAAAGGGACUCGUGUACAUAUCACAAUUGAAAGUGUUUGCUCAGAAAACCAGUUAAUAUGGUAAAUUUUUCUGGACCAUAGGAAUAUUAACCAUUAAAUUAGUACUUGAAGUUGAGCCUUCGUUGUGGAACUUUUUUUAAAAAUGCCUUUUUAAAGCAUUACUGGCUCAUGAAGUAUUCUGUGACUGCGUCCCCCAGGCCCAGGGCGUCCCGAGGGCGUGUCUGUCGGGGCAUGAGUGGGCACCGGCCUCCCCGAGCCGCGCCAGCCUGGGGAGCUCUCGUCUGUGUGUGCAGAGAAUCAUGCAAAUUUUACAAGUUCUUCCAAGAGACUUCCAUGUCCUGGUUAUUAACAAAAAACAAAAAAACAAAAAAAAAAAAAAGGAAAAAUGUAAUAAUUGAUAUGAUUUUGUAAAAGUAUUUUUCUUGAAAUAAUCUAACGUUUAAAACUAUAUUACAAAGGAAAAGAUUGUGUGUCGGGCACAGAAGAACAGACAUGACUUGUAAAUGGGUGAGCGUUGUCUGCGCCGCCAUGGCGGGCAGGGCCACCUUCUGCAAUGUACAGGAGAAAAAUCUGAUAUAGCAACCGUUUGUAUCUACUGUGUACAGUGUAAAGUUGACUUUGAAAAUACUGCAGUGCUAUUUUUUCUUAAUCAGAAAGGAGAAUUCUCAAGGCCUUUUGAAGAGCAUAAGAUGAUGGGAGAUUGUAAACUUGUACAGGAGUGUCUUGCUGAGAGGACACGCUGUAAAGUAGAUAUUUGUAAUCUUUUACCACUUUGGGGUUGCUUUUUUUCCCAAAAUUCAUCAGAACUUUGAAUUUUUUUUUUUUAAUGGGCUGUUUUUAAUGCGGGGGCUUUUCUUCCCUAGAAACCCAAUUCUAAGCAAAAAAGAAAAAAAAAAAAAGAAAAAAAACCUACAAAAGGCUAAAAAAAAGGCAGCAAAGGGUAGUUUUCAUCGGUGUCUUUUAUUAUUUAAGUUUUUUAAGUUAAGAAAAGCUGGUGACAUAUUUAUACGUUUUUGUGCAAAAAUAAAUGAAUGGCAAUAGAUUUUAAAAAUCUUAUUAUAUACUUCUGUGUGAAAAAGUCUGUAUAAUAUUUCCCUUAAAUAUGCAUUAUUUUACUUGUGAGUUUUUUACUGAAUUAAUCUGAAAUGUACAAGCCCUGGAUUUGCUACAGAGUGAGAAGUUAUUUUAUUUUAUUUUUUUUUUUAAUUUUUAAUUUUGGAAAUCCUGCAGAGAUCAGAACUCUUAUCAUGCUUUGAACUCACCAAGGGCAGCGGGGGGAGGGUGGGACUGCCCAGCAUGCCUGUAUGUAUAUUUCAGAACCUUUUUUAAAUGUAAAAGCUGUACAUUUCUGGGAAGUUCUGAAUUUCUUUUGUUUCCUUUUUCCUUCAAGCAUUUUGCAGUGAGCUUCUUUUAUAUAGAGCAAACAAUUUGAAAGAUACAAAAAUAUGUGAAGUUCAUUUAAAAAAAAAACUACAGUAUAGCGCUGGUACAGUACACUAAAAGACUUUGAUAAAAAGAAACAAUAAUAAAAGGCCUCCAUUUUAAAUGUCAUUCAUAUAUACCUUGUGGAUGAGAGCUAUAUACUUUUACACACUUUUUUAGAGGAAUAAAUUAUUGAAUUACUGA
Messenger RNA from Ochotona curzoniae (black-lipped pika), 9360 nucleotides. It is a transcript of the gene MED13L, whose product is annotated as mediator complex subunit 13L. Gene Ontology annotation, cellular component: mediator complex. Gene Ontology annotation, biological process: regulation of transcription by RNA polymerase II. The record is from RefSeq and is a predicted model, not a curated record. Gene Ontology annotation, molecular function: transcription coregulator activity. Lineage: Eukaryota; Metazoa; Chordata; Mammalia; Lagomorpha; Ochotonidae. The transcript has 31 exons. Bases 132 to 6782 code for a protein of 2216 amino acids.